AUGGAAUCUCAAACAAGAACAAACUUAGUGACUCCAUUGAACCCCAGUCAUAUUCCCUCGUUUCAACAAUAUUCAAUUCUUGAUAAAUUUGAAAAACAAUUUCAAGAAGAUGUUCAAAUAGAAGAGCAAAUUCUUAGUCAAGCUUAUCACCAACCAGACUUUGAGCAACAAAAGCUGAAAGAAACUCAUGGAACUUUACAUAAUAAUAAUAGUAAAUUACCAUUAAUUGUUGAUGUUGCUCUUGAUCCAAAUGGUAAUCAAUUAUAUCAAAUACAUGAAUCUUCAAAUUCUACUAGAAAAGAAAUGCCAAAAUCAACUAAUUUUUCUGAAAAUCCUGAAUUACAUAGUGAAUUAACCGUUUCUAUUGAGGAAGAUCAGAAGCAACCCAAAAUAGAUUCGAAUUCUACUACUCAUAAUGAACGCAUCGACAACCAAAAUCCAUCUGACUUUGUUGAAAACAUUUGGUCAAACGAUGUUGAAGAAGCUUUUAAAGAAGCAUUAAAUAUAAUCCCAAAAAAUGGUCUCACAAAGAUUAAAAUAGCAGGAAGAUCAUGCGGUAGGAAUGAAUUAAUUUCAGAUUAUAUUAAAUGUAGAACAGGUAAAUCAAGAACUAGAAAACAAGUUUCUUCUCAUAUUCAAGUUAUUAAGAAUCUCCAAGAAGAUUUUGAAAUUAUAAAUUUAAUAAAUAAUGGUCCCGUGGCAUCAAAUAAAUCUGAAGAAGAGAAGAUUAGUAAGAAUUUUGAAGAAAUUUUCCAUAAAAUUAAUUUAAAUAAAUCCUUAGGUGGAAUUAAGAAAACUUCCGAUAUAAACAAAUCCAUAACAAGAGAUGAAAAGGAAAAUGAAAAUUUCAAGAGUCCAAACUCCAAAUUGAAUAAAUCAUUGAUCAACACAACUUCAAAUAAAUCAAGGAAAAGAAAAAUGAUAACUUUAGAAACUGAUUCAAGAAAAGAAUUGAAAAUCAAAACUCAACAAAUUAAAGAACAAAUGUCAUUACCUUUUAAAUUCACAAAGUUUUUCAUGUCUAUAAACAAUCAAUGGGAAAAUGAUUCAAUUAUUCUAUCAAUUCAACGUAAUAAUGAUAAAGUUUCAAAAGUCAAAUUGAAUGAAAAAGCAAAUAUUUCUAAAAGAUUUCCUGGAUUAGACUUGUUCAAAAAUUGUUCACAUAUUACAAUUUUACAUAAUUUGGUCAAUCUUAUAUUACCAAGUGACGCUUUGUCAACUAUUGAAAAUAUUCAAUCUGGAUUUAAAUCUAAUUAUAUGAUUCAAUUAGAUAAUAAUAAUGAAUUAUCAAAUAUAACUUUUAAAUCCUAUACUCUUGUUUAUUCAUAUGGGAUUGAAAUAUUCAAAUUUGAAGAACUGAAUUUAAAAUUAAAUCAAGAUAGAGAAUUUAUGCCUCAAUUUUGGAAAAUGUAUUUAAGUAAAUUUUAUAAUAAAUCAGAAAUUGAAAUUAUUAAUGCUAUUAAAGGUUUAACAAUUAAACAAAUCAUAUAUAGUUCAGACAAUAUUGAAUCAGAUACAAAUGAUUUACAUCAAAGACUUUCAAAAUCAGAUAUAAAAUUAUUAGUAUUAUGGGAAUUUAUUAAAGUAUCUAAUCUGAAUGAUGCAAUUACAAAUACAACUCAAAUGAUUUUAUCUCAACAAAAGACGUUGAAGAGCGGAAGCAAAAAGUCUAACCCUAUAACUACAUCCAGUGAUAAUGUCAUUGCUCAAAUGAUUGAAUAUGAGGAAAAUAUUUUGAUAGAUCAUACAAAUAACUCGAAAGUACAAUCUCCUAAGAAUGAUUCAAAUAUUCCAGAGAUGAACAAUUUGAUGAACACGGUUUCAAUCAGCUCUGCAGCCAAUACCAGAAAUUGGAACGUUUUACCAUCAUCUAAUGCAAAUACUACUACAUCAUAUAAUAGUAUCAAUUUGAAUUUUGAAGAAUCUUCAAACAGUUACAACGUUAAUUCAUUUAAUUCUUUCAACAGUAAUGAUUAUUCUUAUUAUAAUGAUCAAAUGAUAGUUCCAAUUUCAAUUAAUGAUCAAUCAUUUAAUCGACAAGAUAAUUCUUUGAAUGAAAUAUUCCCAUCUAAUAUUUCAAAUACAGAUAUCUCAUCAAAAUCAAAAUAUUUUACAUCCAUUUCAAACAAUUUUGAUUAUAAUUCAAAUCUACAACCGCAGCAAGAUUCACAAUACUAUUACCAGCUUCAAAAUCAACAUCAGCAAUCACAGCAACAGCAGCAACAACAACAACAACAACAACAACAACAGCAACAUCUUCAUCAACUGCCCCAACAAUCUCAACUGUUGCAAUUCCAUAAUCAAGACUAUAAUAAUUCAGGUAUGCCUAUGUAUUUAUAA
Messenger RNA from Lodderomyces pseudojiufengensis, 2340 nucleotides. It is a transcript of the gene TEC1, whose product is annotated as transcription factor TEC1. The transcript has a single exon. Gene Ontology annotation, biological process: regulation of transcription by RNA polymerase II. Gene Ontology annotation, molecular function: DNA-binding transcription factor activity, RNA polymerase II-specific; RNA polymerase II cis-regulatory region sequence-specific DNA binding. Gene Ontology annotation, cellular component: transcription regulator complex. Bases 1 to 2340 code for a protein of 779 amino acids. Lineage: Eukaryota; Fungi; Ascomycota; Pichiomycetes; Serinales; Debaryomycetaceae. The record is from RefSeq and is a predicted model, not a curated record.